Messenger RNA from Branchiostoma belcheri (Belcher's lancelet), 1360 nucleotides. RefSeq lists its product as uncharacterized. The transcript is spliced from 5 exons. The record is from RefSeq and is a predicted model, not a curated record. Bases 305 to 1054 code for a protein of 249 amino acids. Gene Ontology annotation, cellular component: plasma membrane. Lineage: Eukaryota; Metazoa; Chordata; Leptocardii; Amphioxiformes; Branchiostomatidae.
CAUGUUAGUCACGCGUACGGCUUAUCGGAUAUAAAACCGGUUCCCUCACCCCCAGAAAUCAGACGAUUGGAUCUGCAUCGAGCGGUUUGAACACAAAUUCACCUUCGGCCACAUGACUUUGUGACGUAGUUUCUUCCUUGACCACCCGAGAGCAGUUUGACCGGUACCGUUUCUAUCAAGGACGUUUCGACCGCGGAGUCGAAUCGAGUAACGUUACGUCAAGCUAGUGCAAUUCGACCCCGCGUGACGCGCGAGUUGUUUCCACGUCAUUCAUUUGUGGCUGUGAAGAACGCAGGAAGCGGACAUGCUGCUGGAUGCUAUGGGCUGUGGGCUGUCGUCUACGGACAGAAACGGCGACCUUUCUCCAACGGGUCUAGAAUCAGAAGAAGACCGUGUCAGCAUUUUGGCCAAGAAGCUUUGGGACUACAUGAUACUGGGACAGGAGUUAGUCAAGAGUGACGUCAUCCUGGUUCUGGGUUGCCAUGACACCCGUGUGGCUGAGUACGCCGCCCGCCUGUGGUUGGACGGCUGGGCGGAGUACCUCCUGUUCUCCGGUAACCUUGGCCACUUCACUAAAGGAGUGUGGGACCGUCCAGAGGCUGAAAUCUUCCACGACAUUGCCGUGAGCCUGGGCGUGCCAGACGACAGGAUCCUGCGGGAAACCCUGGCGACCAACACCGGAGAGAACAUCAAGUUCUCUCACCAGGUUCUCCGGCAACACAAGGUCAAGGCCAACUCCGUCAUCCUCGUCCAGAUGCCUUACAUGGAGAGGAGGACCUACGCGACUUUUGUGAAGCAGUGGCCAGGUGACAAGGAGAACACACACGUCGUUGUGACGUCGCCAAGAAUAGCGUUCCAGGACUACCCUAGCGAUGACGUAGGCGGUCUGAAGACGACGGUGAACAAUCUGGUGGGAGUUCUGGAACGGAUCAAGUCGUAUCCAAGCAGAGGCUUCCAGAUCCAUCAGGAUAUCCCAGACGAUGUGUGGCUAGCCUACGAGGAGUUGGUCGACAUGGGUUACGACGGACUAGACUACAAGAUGAAACCGUGUUAACUUUGUAUUAGAGCAACGGAAAAGGACAUUUGACUAAGGAGUUUAGAAUGAUUUUAAGCUCCUUGACUUGACGUAAAGGAGACUCAGGGUAACUUGUGACUUGUAUUAAGUUACGAACUUUUACAAUUUGAUGUUCAUGCUAGUGUACAUAUUGAGUAAGGAUACUUUUGUAGUACAUGUAAUUGUUAACUUAUACGAGAGUUUGAUAGAGCUACCAUAACGCGUAGAGGAAAACUCACAGCCAUGUAGCUCAUUAGAAAAAAGAAAUCUCAGGUUCGUCGUAUUAGUUAGGUAAACUUUACUUAU